Messenger RNA from Neurospora tetraspora, 1074 nucleotides. RefSeq lists its product as uncharacterized. Lineage: Eukaryota; Fungi; Ascomycota; Sordariomycetes; Sordariales; Sordariaceae. The record is from RefSeq and is a predicted model, not a curated record. The transcript has 5 exons. Bases 1 to 1074 code for a protein of 357 amino acids.
AUGCCAGUUUACGUUUCUCUGUCUUCCAACCCUCGGGGAGCGUUGAUUCUGGCUAUAUUUUGGAGUAUUCUAGCCGUCUGCACCACCUUCGUAGGCCUUCGCUUGUACUGCAAGAUCAUUCGUGGCCGCCGCCUUUGGUGGGAUGAUCACUUGUUGAUAGCAGCUUGGGCCCUAUUCUUCACAAACGCCGCCAUUGUCACUACCAGCGUCCGCAUGGGAUACGGGCUACACAACAAUGAUGUACCCGUGGGAAACCGGAUGUUACUGUAUAUUCUCGGCAAUAUCACUGGCACCACAUCGGUCCUCUACGUGCUGUUCAGCAAAAUAUCCUUUGCCGUGACGCUUCUUCGACUCACGGAUGGCUGGUUGAAGCGACUCAUCUGGUUUAUCAUCAUUACUUUGACGCUAUGCCAGCUCAGCAGCUCCAUUACGUUCUGGCUUCUGUGCAACCCCCCGGAGGCGACAUAUGACCCUGAUAUCAAGGUCAAAAAAUGCUGGGGCCCCACCGGUCUCCUCGCCUACUCGAUUGCUCUCGGAAUUUACUCAGCCUUGUGUGACAUCGUGCUUGCGCUUCUACCGUGGCGAAUCCUUUUGCGAUUCCACAUGUACCGAGGCGAAAAGGUCGGCGUGGCUGUAGCCAUGAGCAUGGGGGUCUUUGCCGGAAUCGCGGGCUUUAUCAAGGUGUCGACAGUCGGCAAAAUGGAGAGUGACGACUUCAGCUACGAGGGAUUCAUUCUGGUAAUUUGUGCCCUCGUCGAGGGGGCUUGCGCCGUGAUGGCUGCCUCAAUACCCGCUCUGAGGGCUCUGUUCAUUCAUGUCUUCGAAACUCCAGAGCAGCCGAGCAUCGAUGUAGUCGUCGAUAGUAACAGAUCAGCAGGGGCAUCAGCACGCCGAGCCCGAUCCGACUGGGACGAAAGAAAGUACGAGAACAGAAGCGACGACGGAAUCCUGGCGAUACCACCGGCAAGCAGCAGCAGUAUGGACCGGUCGGUCGAAACAGAUAUCGAACGAGAUUCCCCAAGACCGCUAAGCAACUGGUUCGAAAUGCAACACUGGAAGUCAGCAAAGGGUUGA